AAUAUCUUACACUCCAAUAUCGGAUGAUCGCCAUCGGGAUCGACACUUUUCGCCGUGGCUAGCUUACUUCGUCUUUUUGCAACUUGACCAAAAACUUCUUAAACUUCGGGAGCAUUUUAAACGGUUCUUCAAUUCAAGAACAAACUCAAUCGCGUCUAUUAACAAAAUGAACCCAACAACUGGCUUGCCUAAUUCUCGCCGCUCUACCAUCUCUGAAGAUGAUAAUCUUCAAGUUCAUCGUGAAGGUGUUACCACGGCCAGCAAAGACUGGACCACGAUAAAAGUCAUUGACUUGAUAUUGAUACAAAAUAAUAUUUCUUCGGCUCCAGUUUACGACUCCCACGUAAAGAAUUUUGUGGGAAUGUUUGAUUGGGCCGACGUAAUGUCUUAUUUAUUGAUUGUGCUCAAGAAAAAGAAUAUCAAAGAACAACAACAGAAAAGCGAAGAACAAUUAACUUCAGAAUUCAAGGAUUUAAUUAGAUUGGCAAUACAAUUUCAACCAGUCCCUGUUAAAUUGGCAUCCGAUUUGUCAAAUAAAAAUCCAUUCUACUCUGUAAUACCCGAGACAUCAUUGUUUCAAGUCGUGGAAUUGUUUGGAAGUGGCACUCAUCGAGUUUCUAUCAUAGAUGCUGAUGGAAAUUUGAAGGGAAUCCUAACACAAUCGAACGUUAUUAAUUAUUUGUAUCAGAAUGUUACUCAUUUUCCACAAAUUGAAAGAAUUUUCCCCAAAACUGUCCGUGAGCUCGGAAUUGGACUGGAUCAUGUGAUAACUGCACAAGCAAGUUCAAAUGUUCUCGAUGCGUUAACAAUGAUGAAUAAAAAUGGAAUAACCAAUGAAGAUGGAAUGCUAACUGGAAAUGUCAGCAUGUCAGAUGUUAAAUAUAUCUUGCGGAGCUAUCGUCAUUCUUUAUUGUGGAAAACUUGUCGUCAGUUUUCUAGUCACGUGAGAAGUCGUCAAGGAUUAGAGGAUGGGCAAGAUCGAUAUCCUGUAUUUGAUAUACGUCCAAAUUCUACGAUAGGUUAUACCAUCGCUAAACUAACCGCAACAAAAGCUCAUCGUGUUUGGGUAGUCGAUGAGAAAAUGCAUCCAAUUGGAGUUGUCAGUUUGACUGAUAUAUUGAGCGUGUUUGCUCGAGAAGCUGGUGGAAACCCGGAUCCUAAACGACAAAGAAGUAUGUCAGCCGCAAAGGAACCGCAAUUUUGA
This is a messenger RNA of Ambispora gerdemannii, 1204 nucleotides long. The record is from the annotation of a GenBank genome assembly. Lineage: Eukaryota; Fungi; Glomeromycota; Glomeromycetes; Archaeosporales; Ambisporaceae.